Nematostella vectensis (starlet sea anemone) is the source of this 1486-nucleotide messenger RNA. RefSeq names its product protein KTI12 homolog. The record is from RefSeq and is a predicted model, not a curated record. The transcript has 10 exons. Lineage: Eukaryota; Metazoa; Cnidaria; Anthozoa; Actiniaria; Edwardsiidae. The coding region runs from base 90 to 908 and encodes 272 amino acids.
CGGGUUUAACACAGGAGACCCAUAAGUCGAUAUGGCGGACGAGUGUGAAAAAGCAACGUGAAAAUCGUAUCACGGUUUUAUGUGAAAGCAUGCCUCUUAUAGUGAUCACUGGUUUUCCUUGCUCGGGAAAGACUAAAAGAGUGGAAGGACUAAAAGAAUUCUUUGAAAAGAAAGACAAAAGUGUGGCAAUUAUCAAUGACGACUACGCUGAAGUCGAUAGAAGUUCAACUUAUUCAGAUUCAUCUUACGAAAAGGCUGUAAGAGGAACUCUUAGAUCUGCAGUUGAGCGGUUGAUAUCCAGAGACAAUAUAGUCAUUUUAGACUCCCUUAAUUACAUCAAAGGUUUUAGGUAUGAACUUUAUUGCAACGCAAAAGCACACAAGUCAACACUGUGUGUGAUUCAUUGUGAUACCCCGGAAGAUGUAUGCAUAGAGUGGAAUAGAUCAAGAGAAAAAGGAUAUCCCGAGGACAUAUUGCGAGCAUUAGUAAUGAGAUAUGAAUGUCCUGACUCCAGAAACAGAUGGGAUUCUCCUCUUUUUACAGUGCAUCCAGAUGAUGAAUUACCCCUGGAAGCAAUAUAUGAAACCUUAAUAAACAGAGUUCCUCCCCCGCCCAACCAGGCUACAUUACCGCAACCGAUAUCAGCUACAAACUUCAUGUAUGAGUUAGACAGAAUAACCCAAGAAAUAGUGACAAAUAUCCUCAAUGCCCAGAAGACCUUUGUUCCCGGGGAUAGUGUUGCGGUCCCAGGCACAACACAGAAAAUUACCCUACCAAGACAGGUGAACAUGGCAGAAUUGCGCCGAACCCGCCGCCAGUUCAUAACGUACACAAAGAUGCAUCCCGUAGAAGAUACGACCAAGAUAGCCAAUAUGUUUGUACAAUACAUUAACAACUGUAUACACUGAAAUGAAUUGUCUAAUAAAUAGAAAAAAAAGUUUAUGACUCACUAGUUUGCUUCUAAGUACAGGCGGUUUUUAUCGCUGCAGGAGUGAAUGGGUUAAACAAUUUUUUGUUACAUUGGAGCCCCAGUUUACUUAGUGAUGAAAUUUCAGACCUUUUCAGUUUUCUAAUUUUUAGACCGUCUCUUCACCAUAAAGGGUUUAGAUUGUGCACAAAACAGAUAAUAGAUAAAUACAGAAAAAGCAUGUUUAAGACUCACUUUUUUGCUUCUACGUACAGGGCGGUUUUGGACGCUGCAGGAGCGAAUGAGUUAAACCAGUUAGUGAUUUUGUUACAUGGGAGCCCUGGUAGGUUACUGAAUGAUGGGUUUCGCCUCUUUAUUUCUAUUUUCAGACCAUUCUUUUACCAGAAAAGGUUAGCUUCUCUCAAAACACAAAGACUACCAGAAAGCUGCAGGUUGUCUGUAGGUCUAUUUUCCUGCUAGCGGAGGCCUCUUUUCUCUGUAUUUCCCUGGGCCAGGCCAGCGAAAUGCAGAGAAGAGUCCUCUGCUAGCAGGGAAUAGGUCUAUGUGAAAACAGAAAAA